Molecule: messenger RNA, 1380 nt
Organism: Aphidius gifuensis
Lineage: Eukaryota; Metazoa; Arthropoda; Insecta; Hymenoptera; Braconidae
Exons: 8
Coding region: 118-1269 (383 amino acids)
Source: RefSeq, a predicted model, not a curated record
UGGAAGGCUUUUCAUCAUUCUCAUGUUGACUGCCGUACAUAACCUUGUCGACAAAACAAAUAAAAUAAACAAUUAAAGUUUAGUGUUGAUAAUUAAAAAAUCCAAAAAUUAAAAAAAAUGAGUGGUAUUUUAAGAAGUUCAUUGCGUCUUGUUAACACAGCAAAAUAUGCUAAAAAUAAUUCAACACAAUAUUUUCGAACCAUGGCACCCCCGAAAAAUGAUUUCAAUGCUUCAUUGGCAUUAUAUCCACCAGAUGAUCAAUCAAAAUCAGUACCAUUACUCAAUACUCAAGCUGAGAUAAAAUCAAAGAAUCUUUGGGAAUGGAUGAGACUUUCUGCAAAUAAAAUAUUUACUCCAAAAUUACCUGAUAAAAGAAAAACAUUAUCAUCAAUACUUGGAAACUUCAUCGUAACACAAAGUAGUGGUACAAUAGAUAUAAUCACAAAUAAUAAACAUUACAACAAUUUUAUUUUUCCUACCGUAUUUAUAACUGAAUUAAACGGAAAAUUGGUUGAACCUACAAGCGAUACAAUUGCUAGUGAAGAAAAAGGACCAAUAUCAUUUCGAGGUGAUGGAUUGAAUCUAUUACUUGAUGGUGAUAAAUUAAAAUUUAAAGUUGAAAAUAUUGAUGAAACUUUUAUCUUAAAUCACGCAGUUCACGUUACAGCUUUAAAAAAACCAACUCGAAUUCUAAAAGGUGGUGGUGUAAAUGUCCUACCAUCAUUACAUUUUGAUGAUAUGACAGUUUGUGAUGCCAAAUUAACAUUAAAAACACAAGAAGGCGAAGAACAUCGUACUUAUAAAACUGGUUCUCAUACAGCACCUUCCAGACAAUGGGACGGUUUUGGUGAUUAUGGGCUAAUGAAUAUGAUGGAAGACAGAAAAAAAACUGCAGCUGAAUUAUAUGCUGAUGCUGUUGCUACUGCUGCUAUUGUUAAAUAUCCGGGAAGUGUGAAAUUACAAUUUCCAAUGGAUUUGUCACUUCAAGGAUUUAAAGAAACAAUAAAAAUCAAAGAAACAGGUGAAACUUUUAUAGUGUGUCAUACAGUUAAUCUUAAAGUUUUAAAAGAAUCUGGCGAUAAAAUAAAAAACAAGGAAUUAAAAAAUCCAAAAAUUGAUGUAUUAAUUCAAAGCGGGGAUAUUAACUUCAAACUCUUAGAUGGUUCUUAUCAAGGAAUGCGUCUGCGACAUGAGGUCUCGAUUACAUUAACUGAUGAUAAUCAAAUGUAUAUCACUCCAAUGACAAAAUUUAGAAUGAUAGAAGAAUAAUUUUUGUCAUAAAAAACUAUUGUCAUACUAUUUCAUUGGUUUUGAUUGAUUUAUAAUUAUUGUAUUAAAUAAAUGUCAUAAAAUAAUAUUUAUAAAAUAAAUUUAAAAAAU